AAAAGGGACAGCCCAUGAGCAGGAUGUUGAGCAUGAGAUGAAAAAGGGCGGAUUAUUGCUGAACAGGGUUUGCUCGUGUUCUCAUUAUUUUCGGAAUCAUGACAUGAACUGCGGUAAAACACAUGAAUUAUCAUGAGCGGUUUUCUUGUGAACGUAUCCGGUGCCCUUAUCCACGUUACAAUCUGUGGGCAGCCGGGAAGAUGAUCAAGGGAGUUGCGGAGCUCUAGACAGGGUGAGUAUUUUUUUUUUUUACGUAAGGUAAAGAAACGAGAGUAUAAAUAAUUGCUGUAAAUGCAACAUGUAUACCAUUCAAUUGAAUUUGUCCAUCUCUAGGGCCAUUCAGUUUCUAGCUAUUCUCAGAGCCUUCUUCUAUUUUUCUUUUUACUAAACAUCUUUGCUUCCGACUGCCAAUAUGGUUGCAUUGAAGAGUCUUGUCGCCUACGCCGUUUCUUCCGUUUUGUUCGGAACUGCUGCUGCCGUUGUUCCUUGGUAUGGACAGUGCGGUGGUAUCAACUAUAGCGGUUCUACUGAUUGCGCUGAGGGUAGCGCUUGCAAGUACUCGGAUGCGUGGUACAGCCAAUGCGUUCCUGGUGCAUCCAAUGAUGGCUGCCAGAUUGUUUAUGGCCAAUGCGGUGGCAUUGGUUGGGAAGGACCUACUUGCUGUGCUUCCGGUUCCGAGUGUAUAAAGCAAGGAGACUAUUAUUCGCAAUGCACCCCUAAACCUCCCAGUGAAGAAUGCGCUCCCUGGUGGGGUCAAUGUGGUGGAAACAAUUGGAAUGGUCCUACUUGUUGUACCGAAGGCAGUGCUUGCAAAUACACCGGUUCUUGGUACAGUCAGUGCGUUCCCGGUGCUGCCGAUGAUGGCUGUCAAAUCGUCUACGGCCAAUGUGGUGGCAUUGGUUGGGAGGGUCCUACGUGCUGUGCUUCUGGUACUUACUGUCAGUACCAUGAUCCCUACUACUCUCAGUGUGUUGUUGGAUCUGCCUCUUCCAGCUCUUCUUCAUCCGUCCUUGCUGCGACGACGUCUUCUGUCCCCUCCAAUUGGACAUAUCAGUCCAGUUCUAUGAGUACAUUCACUACUUCCACUCGCACUCGCUGUCACUAAGUAUGGUGCUUUUCUAUUUAUGCAAUUUUUGGCAAUGCCUAAUGAACUGAAAAAGUUCUUUUAUUCUUUUUUGCUUAUUAUUUGAUUUCCAACGACGAUACAUGAUGAUUGAAUUAUUUUUAACUCAAUAAAUAAGGU
This is a messenger RNA of Schizosaccharomyces japonicus yFS275, 1243 nucleotides long. RefSeq names its product fungal cellulose binding domain-containing protein. Gene Ontology annotation, biological process: carbohydrate metabolic process. Lineage: Eukaryota; Fungi; Ascomycota; Schizosaccharomycetes; Schizosaccharomycetales; Schizosaccharomycetaceae. The coding region runs from base 413 to 1105 and encodes 230 amino acids. Gene Ontology annotation, cellular component: extracellular region. The transcript has a single exon. Gene Ontology annotation, molecular function: cellulose binding. The record is from RefSeq and is a predicted model, not a curated record.